Acomys russatus (golden spiny mouse) is the source of this 1640-nucleotide messenger RNA. RefSeq names its product cytochrome P450 2C11. NCBI's taxonomy places the organism in Eukaryota, Metazoa, Chordata, Mammalia, Rodentia, Muridae. Gene Ontology annotation, cellular component: intracellular membrane-bounded organelle; cytoplasm. Gene Ontology annotation, molecular function: iron ion binding; heme binding; oxidoreductase activity, acting on paired donors, with incorporation or reduction of molecular oxygen, reduced flavin or flavoprotein as one donor, and incorporation of one atom of oxygen. Bases 117 to 1589 code for a protein of 490 amino acids. The record is from RefSeq and is a predicted model, not a curated record. Gene Ontology annotation, biological process: xenobiotic metabolic process. The transcript is spliced from 9 exons.
AAGCACACCUUGCUGAUUGGUCACUUAUAUACCAGAGGCCCAUGUGGAAUCAGCAGCUAGCGUUAUAAAAGCUCUGGGCUGCCAGCCCACAGGCGUCUCCCUAAGAGAAGGCUGCCAUGGAUCCAGUCCUGGUCCUGGUGCUCAGUCUGUCCUAUCUGCUUCUCCUCUCGCUCUGGAGACCGAGCUCUGGGAGAGGGAAGCUCCCUCCGGGCCCCACUCCCCUCCCACUUAUUGGAAACAUCCUUCAGAUAGAUAUGAAGGACAUCAGCAAAUCCUUAGAAAAAUUCUCAAAAGUCUAUGGCCCCGUGUUCACUCUAUAUUUAGGCAUGAAGCCCUCCGUGGUAUUGCAUGGUUAUGAAGCCAUAAAAGAAGCUCUUGUUGAUCUAGGAGAGGAAUUUUCUGGAAGAGGAAGUUUCCCAUUGUCUGAAAGAGUUAACAAAGGCCUUGGAAUCAUUUUCAGCAAUGGGAAGAAAUGGAAGGAGAUCCGGCGUUUCUCCAUCAUGACCCUGCGGAAUUUGGGCAUGGGCAAGAGGAGCAUUGAGGACCGUGUUCAAGAGGAGGCUCGGUGCCUUGUGGAGGAACUGAGGAAAACCAAAGGAGCACCCUGUGACCCCACCUUCAUCCUGGGCUGUGCUCCCUGCAACGUCAUAUGCUCCAUUAUUUUCCAGAAACGCUUUGAUUAUAACGAGCAGACUUUUCUUAAUUUGAUGGAGAAAUUUAAUGAAAACCUCAGGCUCUUGAGCACACCGUGGAUACAGGUCUGCAAUACUUUCCCUGCUAUUAUUGAUUAUUUCCCUGGAAGUCAUAACCAAGUGAUUAAGAAUUUCCUCUAUAUAAAAAAUUAUGUUUUGGAGAAAGUAAAAGAACACCAAGAGUGCUUGGACAUGGACAAUCCUCGGGACUUCAUUGAUUGUUUCUUGAUCAAAAUGGAACAGGAAAAGCACAAUCCACAGUCUGAGUUUACCAUCGAAAACUUGUUGGCGACUGUAACUGACAUGUUUGGAGCCGGAACAGAAACAACAAGCACCACUCUGCGGUACGGACUCCUGCUGCUGCUGAAGCACCCGGACAUCACAGCUAAAGUCCAGGAAGAGAUAGAACGUGUGGUCGGCAGAAACCGGAGCCCCUGCAUGCAGGACAGAAUCCACAUGCCCUACACCGAUGCUGUAGUGCAUGAGAUCCAGAGAUAUAUUGAUCUCAUCCCCAUUAACCUGCCUCACUCAGUGAUCCAUGAUAUAAAGUUCAGAAACUGCUUCAUCCCCAAGGGUACCACUAUAAUAACUUCACUGACAUCCGUGCUGCAUGAUGACAAAGAAUUUCCCAAUCCAGAUACGUUUGACCCUAGUCACUUUCUGGAUGAGAGUGGCAAUUUUAAGAAGAGUGACUACUUUGUGCCUUUCUCAACAGGGAAGCGGAUGUGUGCAGGAGAAGGCCUGGCUCGCAUGGAGCUGUUUCUGUUCUUCACCACUAUCCUACAGAAUUUUAGCCUGAAGCCUCUGGUUGAUGUAAAGGACAUUGAUACCACACCCAUUAACAGUGGAUUUGGCCAUGUGCCCCCAUGGUACCAGGCUCGUUUUGUUCCCGUGUAAAGGGCAGACCCCCAUCCACAGCCUCUCCUUUUUGAGUGUAAUGUCUACUUC